CCUGUGCCUCACUUCCUCCAACCGUAAGCUAGCAAGCUUUAGGCAGUCAAUCCCCUACCACGACACGUUUGUUCGUCCAACGAGCUGUCAACAGAAGCCACACGCUCCGACUGACAGAUAUAGGCUACUGACAACAGAACUUACUUUGAGUCAAGACUAUCUUCGACGGAUUUUUCUUCUUUGAAACGAGAUCAGAUUGUCUCAUUAUGACUCUGAGGUGAUCCUCAGUGUCCAGGUGGAUCUGGGGCCCAGGUUUGUGCCGUGAGAGAGCUCUUCUAGUCGGAAGGCUAUCCUGGGCCCUCUGUCCCGGGUGUGCAGGUAAGCAGCUGUGGUUUGGGCUGGACUCUGCUUCACCAUGGAAGACCUGAAGACCGUCAACAAGGGGCUGGAGGACGAGAUGGAGAUCAGCGGGUACCGGCCGUGCCGCUGGAAGCUGGCGCUGGUGGGGGUGGGGGUGGUGUGCUCCGGCGGCUUCCUGCUGCUGCUGCUCUACUGGAUGCCCGAGUGGUGCGUCAGGGCCACCUGCACCCGCACCACUGUGAAGGAGGCAGAGAUGGUGCUGCUCCGCUCCACAGACGAGUUCAAGCGCUGGUUCCUGGCUAAGGUGCGUGUGAUGCUGGCCCCCAGCAGGAACCCGUUUGACAACCUGGACUCUCAGACCACCUCGACCGCCAUGGCCAACGGCCACACCCCCCACAACACCCAAAGCCCCUCCCAGGAGUUCAUCCAGAAGUACGCUGAGUACCAGCCCGUACAGAUCCGCUAUUUCACACUCCACAGCACAAAGUACUACUGGAGCGACACAGCCCAGAAUUUUGAAGUGUUCACUGGCCUGGAGGAUCUGGAGGUGACGUGCUCCACCGUCCACUCGAUGCACAGCACAGGGCUCUCCAGGAACCAGCAAGAGUACAGGAGAUUAUUUUUUGGAGUGAAUGAAAUUGCAGUGAAAGUGCCUUCUGUUUUCAAGCUGCUAAUUAAGGAGGUCCUCAACCCCUUCUACAUCUUCCAGCUCUUCAGCGUAAUCCUCUGGAGUGCGGACGAGUACUACUACUACGCCGCCGCCAUUGUCUUUAUGUCCGUCAUAUCGAUAGCUACCUCCCUGUACACCAUCAAAAAGCAAUACGUCAUGCUUCAUGACAUGGUGGCAGCUCACAGUAUUGUCCGCGUCUCCGUCAUCAGAGCCAAUAAUGAUAUUGAGGAGGCCAUGUCCACUGACCUCGUCCCGGGUGACGUCAUGGUGAUCCCCAGCAACGGGACCAUCAUGCCUUGCGAUGCCGUGCUCGUCAGCGGAACAUGCAUCGUCAACGAGAGCAUGCUCACAGGCGAGAGCGUGCCCGUCACCAAGACCAACCUGCCCAACCCGCGCCUCGGUGAGAAGGGCGAGGAGGGCGACGACCUCUACUGCAUGGAGGAGCACAAGAGACACACCCUCUUCUGUGGCACCCACGUCAUCCAGACCCGCUUCUACUCAGGGGAGCUGGUCAAAGCCGUGGUGGUCCGCACUGGCUUCAGCACAGCCAAGGGGCAGCUGGUGCGCUCCAUCCUGUACCCCAAACCCACAGACUUUAAGCUGUACAGAGAUGCCUACCUCUUCCUGCUCUGCCUGGUGGCUGUCGCCGGCGUCGGCUUCAUCUACUCCAUCAUCCUCAGCAUCAUGAACAAGGUGCCAGCUAAGACCAUCAUCAUCGAGUCUCUGGACAUCAUCACCAUCACGGUGCCCCCUGCCCUUCCGGCAGCCAUGACGGCGGGCAUCGUGUACGCCCAGCGCCGCCUCAAGCGCAUCGGCAUCUUCUGCAUCAGCCCGCAGCGCAUCAACAUCUGCGGCCAGCUCAACCUCAUCUGCUUCGACAAGACGGGAACGCUCACUGAGGACGGCCUGGACUUGUGGGGGAUCCAGAGAGUGGAGAACAGAAGUUUUCUGCUGUCGGAGGAGAACGCCUACAAGGAGAGUCUGGUGAAGUCCCAGUUCGUGGCGUGCAUGGCCGCCUGCCACUCCCUCACCAAGAUCGAGGGACAGAUCUCUGGGGACCCGCUGGACCUCAAGAUGUUCGAGGCCACUGGCUGGAUCCUGGAGGAAGCCACAGAGGAGGAGACGUCUCUUCAUAACCGCAUCAUGCCCACUGUGGUGCGGCCGCCCAAGCAGCUCCUUCCAGAGCCCAUCAUGUCACCCGAUCAGGACAUGGAGCUGUAUGAGUUGUCGGUUGGCUACGAGAUCGGGAUUGUGCGUCAGUUUCCCUUCUCCUCAGCCCUGCAGCGGAUGAGCGUGGUGACGCGGACGCUCGGGGAGAAGCGCAUGGACGCCUUCCUCAAGGGGGCCCCGGAGGUGGUGGCUAGCCUCUGCAAGAAGGACUCUGUUCCAGAGGACUUUCCAGAGGUACUGGAGGAUUACACAAAACAGGGCUUCCGGGUCAUUGCCCUGGCACACCGACGCCUGGAGUCCAAACUGUCCUGGCACAAAGUCCAGAACGUGAAUCGGGAUCACAUAGAGGCCAACAUGGAGUUCCUUGGGCUGAUCAUCAUGCAGAACAAACUGAAGCCAGAGACCCCUGCGGUGCUGGAGGACCUCCGAAGGGCCCACAUCCGCACCGUCAUGGUCACAGGUGACAACAUGCUGACAGCCAUAUCUGUAGCACGGGAUUGUGGGAUGAUCCCUCCUGAGGACCGGGUGAUCAUCGCCGACGCGCUGCCCCCCAAGGACGGCCAGGCGGCCAAGAUCGAUUGGCGCUAUGCUGACAACCCCACCAAGAACUCCAGCAAGGCCACACGGCUGGAGGAAGUGGAGAUCAGCCUGGAGGACGUGACCCAGGGGGACGAGUUGAAGCCGCAAGAGCGUUACCACUUUGCCAUGAGCGGCAAGGCCUUCGCCGUCAUCACCGAACACUUCCAGGACCUAAUGCAGAAGCUGGUGCUCCAUGGCACAGUGUUUGCCAGGAUGGCCCCAGAUCAGAAGACACAGCUGGUGGAGGCGCUGCAGAGUGUCGACUAUUUCGUGGGAAUGUGUGGUGAUGGUGCUAACGACUGUGGUGCCCUGAAGAGAGCCCAUGGCGGCAUCUCUCUGUCGGAGCUGGAGGCGUCUGUGGCCUCCCCCUUCACCUCCAGGACGCCCAACAUCUCCUGUGUGCCCAACCUCAUCAGGGAAGGCCGAGCAGCUCUCAUCACCUCCUUCUGUGUCUUCAAGUUUAUGGCCCUCUACAGCAUAAUCCAGUACAUCAGUGUCACCCUGCUCUACUCGAUCCUUAGCAACCUGGGAGACUUCCAGUUCCUCUUCAUCGACAUCGCCAUCAUCCUCCUUAUCGUCUUCACCAUGAGUCUGAACCCGGCAUGGAAGGAGCUGGUCCCGCGGCGGCCCCCGUCUGGUCUGAUCUCAGGACCGCUGCUCUUCUCCGUACUCACCCAGAUCCUCGUCUGCCUCGGCUUCCAGACCCUGGCCUUCCUCUGGGUCCGCCAGCAGAGCUGGUACGAGAUGUGGACCCCGUUGUCCGAUGCCUGCAACCAGUCCUCUUCUGGCAACAUCUCUGGGGAGCUUAAUCAGACCGAGCUGGACGACCACAACAUCCAGAACUACGAGAACACUACACUCUUCUACAUCUCCUCGUUCCAGUACCUCAUCGUGGCCAUCGUCUUCUCCAAGGGGAAGCCCUUCCGACAGCCGAGCUAUAAGAACUGGCCCUUUGUGCUGUCGGCGUGCAGUCUGUACGCCUUCCUGUGCUUCAUCUUGCUUUACCCCAUUAGUGCCAUCGACACCUUUUUGGAGAUUGUUUGUGUUCCUUUUCAAUGGCGCCUCACUGUACUGCUCAUCGUCUUCAUCAAUGCUGUUGUCUGUAUUGUGAUGGAGACCUUCGUCCUUGACGUCGUCUUAUGGAAGCUUGUGUUCAGCCGAGACAAGCAGGGCAGCUACGCCGCCAACCCUGCCACCCCGAAACCACAGGGCAGUAUUGAAGAGUGGGGCGGCAAAUGUGUGUCCUGGAUCUGCUGCCGGAGGAGUAAGGUGCCCAAAGCGCGCUACAUGCACCUGGCGCAGGAGCUCAGCGUGGACCCCGACUGGCCCCCCAAACCCAAAACCACCACCGAGGCCAAGCCCCCCCCUCCAGACCAAUCCCCCCUACGGCCAGAGAACGGCUCUUACCAAAUCAUCGCUGCGUCCUAGCACACAGCCCCCCUUUCCCCAAAAACUCCUCCUAGCACCACCCCACCCCCACCCCCACCCCCCCUGCUCCUGCUCCUGCUGCCAUGGGGACCAGAGCAGCAGACAUAUGUUGAACACUGUAUGCAUUACAAAACAUGUUCUAGAAACGAAAAAACAAUAAGAGACAGAGAGAACAGAUGAUUACAAAAAACAACCCAAUUUUGGGAAAGACCGAAAGAAACAAAAUAACAACAUGAACUUUUUGAAAAACCAACAACAACAACAACAACAACAUGAACUGAAAGAGUAUACCUCCUACUCCGACAUCUGCAGUGGCCAUGUGGUUUUGUUUUGUUUGUUUUCUGCUCAGACUUAUUACACACACACACACACACACACACACACACACACCCCCCUCAGGCUGCUGCUGAGGUGCCCCAGGCUGGGAUCUGUGGGUAAGCCUGCAUCAGCACACACAGAGCCUGGAAUCGGGGCAGCCAGCUACUGUUAUUCAACUUCAACGGUAUCGCUUUGAAAAUGAUUAUAAUUUUUUUUUUUUUUUUUACAAUGCAGGUGUACAAAACAUGUUGAGGUCCUGUGCAAUGCAAAAC
Molecule: messenger RNA, 4737 nt
Organism: Clupea harengus (Atlantic herring)
Lineage: Eukaryota; Metazoa; Chordata; Actinopteri; Clupeiformes; Clupeidae
Gene: atp13a3
Product: ATPase 13A3
Biological process (GO): intracellular calcium ion homeostasis; polyamine transmembrane transport
Cellular component (GO): late endosome membrane
Molecular function (GO): ATPase-coupled monoatomic cation transmembrane transporter activity; P-type ion transporter activity; polyamine transmembrane transporter activity
Source: RefSeq, a predicted model, not a curated record